AUGAGCACCGCAUCUCCCGAAAACUCUGCCUCCGAGCAGAGAAGUUCCACAGUGUGCCACCUCUGUCGACAGCGAAAGACCAAAUGUGACAGACGACUUCCAAAUUGUUCCUUCUGUGUCAAGGCCAACGUCCGCUGCCAGUAUGUGACCAAGACGAAGAAACGAGGUCUUCGUGCGGGCUAUGUCACGCAACUCGAAAAUCGCCUGGACACUCUGGAGCAAGAGGUCGAGAAGUUCAAGCACGAACGAACAACGUCCUCGACAACGGCGACGCCACAUCCCAGCUUCAGCCCUGCCCUCGCAGCAGCAACGACAUCUUCCACCCAACCUAUUGACAUAUCACCGCCGCAACACUCUAUCCCCAAUACUCCAUCCGUUGCUCAUGUUGAGCCACCCAGAUCUAGCAGUACACAGGCAGAAUCCGACGCUGCCGCCGCAGAUUUGGCGACCCUGACACAUGCAUAUCUCCGUACAUUGGCCGACUCGUGGUUCAAGGAAACCCAGCCUUGGUACCCUAUCUUGAGCAGGCAACAGAUUCAGAAUUCUCUCGAUAACCUCCCUCUGCCUCUGACACACAUAGACGACGUGGUGCUCAAGGCCGUGAUCGCGCUUCAGAUAGCAUACUCGAGUCACGCCAUCUGUCUGGGAUACAAUGGGAGAUACAGACUUUCACAGUAUCUCAGGUCGCAGGUUGUGAACGAGGCCUUCUCCAAAGCAUCAUUGAAAUCCCUCCAAGCACUCUUGAUCAUUGCAAUCCUGGACUAUGGGUCAGACAACCUCCCCAGCACAUUCAGCCUACUUGCUGUGUGCCGUCGAAUGUGCGAAAACAUUGGCCUUUUCCGAAAAUUGUUGAAUCAAAUGCAGUUGCAGAGCCCUGCUCAAGUCGGCCCUCCAGCGAUCGGCAGCAAUACCGGGGACGAACUGGCCAUCCCCUUGACCUGGUCUUCGCUUGCCAUGGAUGCCGUCACGACCUUGGGUAUCUCGUGGAGGGACGUGUCGGCUGCAGUGAUGGACCAUUUGUCGAGUGUGGCGUAUGUGAGCACGCCGGACCUCAGGGACAGCUUCCGCAGCCACACGCAUCUUGCUGCAAUUGGCCUGCAGCCUCUCCAUAACUUCCUUUACGACCAUGAGCAAGGGAGAUAUGACCAAGCCCAGGCCCAGGCAUUUGCCACGUGUGAUGAGAUCUACCACAACCUCAUGAACUAUGUGCGUGCACAGCCCACAACCAGCUAUACACUGUUGGCCGAUGGAUUGAUUGACUUUGAUCCCAACCUCGUCCUCACCAGCAUCUUGUCGCACGCGAGUGUCAUUAUUCUUUACGCGCGUCUCAUUGAAGCGGACGAAACCUCGUGCAACGAGAUCCCGUUGCAAAGAUGCUUACAGGCGUGCGAGGACAUCGUGCUGGCACUCCGCAGCAUAAGCGACGCAGACGCCGAACUCAGCACGCCCGUCCUGGGGACUAUGCUCUUCGUGGCAGCUCGCUUCAAGCUGGUCAUCUAUCGCAAGAUGCACCAGCAGCGCGAACCCAUCUUCGACACGCUCAUGCACGGCAUCAGCAUGUGUGGACGGCGGUGGUCUGUGGCUCGGCGGCAGGACCUCGUCCUCCGCGCCGCCAUCGUCGAGGUGGACACGGGCAAUGACUCACUCCUGCCCGCGUCCUUCUGGAAUGUCAAGAAGAGUCACUUGGAUAUCUCCGAGGAGCUGAAGGAGUGGGUCGGGGAUCACCAACAGUCGCUGUACAUCGGCUCGCUCAAUGGGCCGUAUGUAUGA
Molecule: messenger RNA, 1770 nt
Organism: Fonsecaea monophora
Lineage: Eukaryota; Fungi; Ascomycota; Eurotiomycetes; Chaetothyriales; Herpotrichiellaceae
Exons: 3
Coding region: 1-1770 (589 amino acids)
Biological process (GO): regulation of DNA-templated transcription; DNA-templated transcription
Cellular component (GO): nucleus
Molecular function (GO): DNA-binding transcription factor activity, RNA polymerase II-specific; zinc ion binding; DNA binding
Source: RefSeq, a predicted model, not a curated record